Molecule: messenger RNA, 1945 nt
Organism: Apis dorsata (giant honeybee)
Lineage: Eukaryota; Metazoa; Arthropoda; Insecta; Hymenoptera; Apidae
Product: sphingosine-1-phosphate phosphatase 1-like
Exons: 4
Coding region: 365-1657 (430 amino acids)
Biological process (GO): sphingosine metabolic process; phospholipid dephosphorylation
Cellular component (GO): endoplasmic reticulum membrane
Molecular function (GO): sphingosine-1-phosphate phosphatase activity
Source: RefSeq, a predicted model, not a curated record
AAUUGCAACAUCUUUUCUGUAACUAUGUAUAAAUUACUUUAUGGCAUACAAAUAACGUGUUGUGAAGAUAGUAAAACAUAUCAUCUUUUAAGAUGAUGUACGGCAAUAUUAUCAAUUUUACGUUUAUUUAAUACACGUGUACUUUGAAUUAUCAUAUUAAAAAUAAAAAUUUGUUAUAAAUGACUCUAUGAAUAUUGGAUAAAUUAACGUGAUAGAUUUACAUUCAAUUAUUUUCAUUUUAACAAUUCUUUUAUAUAUUAAAAUCUUAUACAAUUUUAUAAAUUUAUUAUUGCCAUAUUAAUACAUAUUGCGAUAAAUAAAAUGUUUUUGUGGCGAUGAAACUUGUAUAUUACAUGUAGAAACUAUGUGGUCAGAAGUUGUAGAAUAUUUGAAAGAUGCUUCUUUAGUGGCAAAAAUACAAAAAUAUUUUGGUGUAAAAAUACAUUAUACGCAGAAAGAAUAUUGUAAAGAAAAUUUAUUAUCAGAAAUUCAUGAUACUAAUUCUCGAAAUAUUAAAUUGAAUUCAAAUAUUUUUUUAUUGAAAUCUGAAGGAAUAAAAGAAAAUGGUUAUAUUACAACAGAGGAAAAGAUAAUUAAUGAGAAUAUUUAUACAGAUGAUAAACAAAAACAAUCAUCAGGCAUUUAUAAUACAAAUUAUACCAUAACAAAUUAUUUUUGGUAUUAUUUAUUUUUAUUUGGAACAAUAUUAGGAGAUGAAAUAUUUUAUUCUACAUUUAUACCUUUUUGGUUUUGGAAUAUUGAUGGUGCAGUUGGUAGAAGAGUUGUCUUAGUAUGGGCUAUUGUUAUGACAAUAGGUCAAAUAUUAAAAGAUAUUAUAUGUUGGGCAAGACCUGCUUGUCCUCCAGCAGUUCGAUUACAAGACAAAUGGUCAGAAGAAUAUGGAAUGCCAUCCACUCAUGCUAUGAUUGGUAUAUCAAUUCCAUUCAGUGUAGUAUUAUUUACAAUGAAUAGAUAUAUUUAUUCUAUUUCCAUUGGUUGGACAAUUGCAACUCUAUGGUGUACAAUUGUGUGUAUGAGUAGACUCUAUUUGGGUAUGCACACAGUAUUAGAUAUCCUAGCAGGUUUAUUAUUAGCUAUUGCAUUAAUGAUUCCAUUAGUACCUAUAGUGGAAAUAACAGAUUAUUAUGUUCUUACAAAUAUUUGGGCUUUAGCAAUUUUAAUAGCCCUUAGUAUAGGUGUUAUAGUUUAUUAUCCAUGCAGCAAAAAAUGGACACCAACUAGAGGUGAUACUACUAUGGUAGUAUCUGUUACUACUGGAGUUCAUGUAGGAGCAUGGCUUAAUUAUAAUAUUGGAUCAAUGUCAGCUCCUACAAAAUCACCACCAUAUGAUAUUAUAUGGCCAUCUUAUCCAAUGUUUGGCUGCAUGAUACUUAGAACAAUACUUGGAUUUUGUAGCAUUCUUGCAACAAGAGCUGCUUGCAAAUCCUUUAUUUAUGGGACAAUAUGUGCCAUUUUAAAAAUUAAUUCCAAGGAUAUGAAAAGUGAAAAUUAUUCAGAAAAUAAAAAUAAGAUUUUCAUUGAUUUACUUCAUAAAUAUAUGACUUGUUUUAUGAUAGGUGUAAAUACAGUAUAUCUCUUGCCAAAUGUUUUUACCAUGAUUGGAAUAGAAAGACCAACAUUUUACACAGAAAUAUAAAAUUUUUUUUUAAUUAUGAAAAUAAUAUUUCUCAAACGAUUUUUAUAGUAUAAUAUAGCUUAAAUUGAAAUGAAUAUAAUCACUAUAAAAAUCAUUCCAACACUUAGUGCUUGUUCCUAUACAUUCAUUAUUAUAUUGAUAUAUAAUAUAUUGUCAGGCAUUCUAUAUUACUUCAUAUACCAAAAAUACAAAUCUUGUUUUAUAUUUGUUAAUCUAGAUCUAAUUUUAUUGUUUAUAUAUAUUAAAAUUGUGGUUUUGUUAAUAAAAAAAAUCAGUUGAAAUAGUAAA